AUGGAAGGUGGGUGUACAUACUCAAUGGAAGGUGGGUGUACAUACUCAAUGGAAGGUGGGUGUACAUACUCAAUGGAAGGUGGGUGUACAUACUCAAUGGAAGGUGGGUGUACAUACUCAAUGGAAGGUGGGUGUACAUACUCAAUGGAAGGUGGGUGUACAUACUCAAUGGAAGGUGGGUGUACAUACUCAAUGGAAGGUGGGUGUACAUACUCAAUGGAAGGUGGGUGUACAUACUCAAUGGAAGGUGGGUGUACAUACUCAAUGGAAGGUGGGUGUACAUACUCAAUGGAAGGUGGGUGUACAUACUCAAUGGAAGGUGGGUGUACAUACUCAAUUUUUGGGACAUCCCAAACAACAAUGGAAGGUGGGUGUACAUACUCAAUGGAAGGGGGAUUUUCUCUGGGUUUGAGUGAAUUUCUCUGGGAUGGAGAGGGGAAUUUCUCUGGGUUGAAGUGA
Camellia sinensis is the source of this 459-nucleotide messenger RNA. Lineage: Eukaryota; Viridiplantae; Streptophyta; Magnoliopsida; Ericales; Theaceae. The record is from RefSeq and is a predicted model, not a curated record.